AUGGCCGACUCGGUUGAUCGCGUAUUCGUGCACGCGCUCAACACGGUCAAGAAGAUCCCCAAAACAGGCGCCUCGCGGCCGCCGCCCGGCGACCGACUCCGACUCUAUGGACUCUAUAAGCAGGCGAUGGAAGGGGACGUGGACGGCGUCAUGGAACGACCGUCGGCGCUGUCGGGCGUCGACGGCGACGAUCUACAGCGCGAGAAGGACAAGUGGGAUGCGUGGAAUGCGCAGCGCGGUGUGAGCCGAACCGAGGCCAAGCGGAGGUACAUUGAGGCGCUGAUGGAGACGAUGCAUCGCUAUGCUACUACGCCUGACGCGAGAGAGCUGGUCGGAGAAUUGGAGUUUGUCUGGAAUCAGAUCAAGAACAAUAGCUCGACGACAUCUGACUCGUCGCCCAAGAGGGAUACGCGCACCGAGCCUCGGCGAUUUACCCAGCCCGUACCCCUCGGCGGUACCGAGGGGCCUAUGAAGGUCCUCAGUCCUAUGAGUGAGAACGACGAAGCCGAGCAGUACCGGGAGAAGGAAGAUGAUGGCGAUGAGGGCGAGUAUGUCAAGAAAGGCGACAGGUGGUCCCGGAAGGUCGAGAGGGCGUUGGUGCAAUUAUCUGCUGAGAUUGCGGCACUAAGGGAACAGAUCACCACCGGUCGGGAAUGGAGGUCAAGGAAAGAGAAGAGCUUCGGCGCAUGGAUUGGGUGGUUUGUGUGGCUGUUCUUAAAACAUCUGGUGGUCGACUCAGUAAUACUCGGCAUCGUACUUCUGUGGAUGCGCAGGCAAAAGGAUAGACGGCUGGAGGAUUUGGUUCGGUCGGCGCUGAAGCUCGGGCGUGAGUACGCCAGGAAAGUGCUGCCGUCAAGAUGA
Molecule: messenger RNA, 861 nt
Organism: Pseudomassariella vexata
Lineage: Eukaryota; Fungi; Ascomycota; Sordariomycetes; Amphisphaeriales; Pseudomassariaceae
Product: acyl CoA binding protein-domain-containing protein
Exons: 3
Coding region: 1-861 (286 amino acids)
Biological process (GO): fatty acid metabolic process
Molecular function (GO): fatty-acyl-CoA binding
Source: RefSeq, a predicted model, not a curated record